This is a messenger RNA of Apis florea (little honeybee), 596 nucleotides long. Its product is annotated as dynein light chain 2A. Gene Ontology annotation, biological process: microtubule-based movement. Gene Ontology annotation, molecular function: dynein intermediate chain binding. Lineage: Eukaryota; Metazoa; Arthropoda; Insecta; Hymenoptera; Apidae. The record is from RefSeq and is a predicted model, not a curated record. Gene Ontology annotation, cellular component: cytoplasmic dynein complex; cytoplasm.
GUUUAAUUUCGUUUCUAAGUAACUAUACAAGAUUGUACUGUAUAAGUAUCUCUGUGAUUUUAAUAUUUUUAAAUUUAAAAAUUAUUAAUUAUCAAUUUUUUAUUGCCAAAUAUAAACUUUAAUAUAUUUUAAGUGGAAUAUUUAUAUUUUAUUUAAUAUAUUUCAUGUUUGAAAAUAUGGAUAGUCAUCUCACGAAUCAGGAAAAUGAACGCGAGGCGCCAAAAUAUCAAAACACUUAUCGUUUGAAUGCUUAUAAUCCUUUUAAAGUAGAUCCAGUGGAUAAGAUUGUAAAAAUGAUAAUGAUAAAUAAGUUAGAAGAUAUCUCUUAUGAUGGUACGGAGUGCUCGAAAAUUUGUGAAUCAGUAGCCACGGAUAUAAGAGAAAAAAUAAAAAAUUUGAAUUUCGAUCGAUAUAAAAUCGUGGUCAAUUUAACCAUUAUAGAGAAAGCGAAUCAAGGUAUACAAUCAAUUAUGGGAUUUCUUACGGAUACCGAGAGAGAUAAUUAUUCUACAUUUACAUACGAAGCUCGAACAUUUUACGCUUAUUGUUUUGCGUUUGGAAUUUAUUACGAAUAAACGUUAAUAUUUUAAUAUUAA